Molecule: messenger RNA, 2179 nt
Organism: Sinocyclocheilus grahami
Lineage: Eukaryota; Metazoa; Chordata; Actinopteri; Cypriniformes; Cyprinidae
Product: sphingomyelin phosphodiesterase 3-like
Exons: 4
Coding region: 557-2098 (513 amino acids)
Biological process (GO): sphingomyelin metabolic process
Cellular component (GO): extracellular region; cytoplasm
Molecular function (GO): sphingomyelin phosphodiesterase activity
Source: RefSeq, a predicted model, not a curated record
UGGUGCUGGAAAGACACUCAGCGUCGUCGUCAGCAGUUGCAUCGCGGGGCGGAGAGGCGGACCACGGCGAGGGAAAUCAGAUUUCUGGAAACUGACACGGAAAUAGCGCAAAAGGAGACACUCACCUGUUAGACUACUGAACUGCCACUAUGCAGUCGACACAGCGGUCCAGCGCAGAUUAGGCGGCGGUGAUGGAUAAAACCCUGGAAAUGAUUAUUCCACAGAUUGAGUGUGUGUGUGCAGAUGAGGCUCUGUGCUGACGAGGCCUCCUCUUUCCGUGCCUGGAAUAUUCUGGGUCCCAGGAGGGUUUUUUUGUCAUCACCAUGAUCAGAUUCUUCAGGAGACUCUAGCACUGCAGACCCCCACCAAAGAGGGAAGAGGCUGGGCUUGGAACCCUGUAUAUCCCAAAUUCAAAGUCGGACAUAGCGAAGGACCCAAGAACCAUGUAGUAUACCUCUUUCCGCCACAGGGGGGAGGGUAAACUUUGUAGUUCUUUUUUUGAACUGUUUUUUUUAAUUUUUUUUGGCUGGGAGUUGGUCUACAAGGUGAGCCAGAAAUGGUCUUGCACACCUCUCCCUACCCUAGUGCCUUCCUCAGCUUUCUGAGCCGUCUGUCUUGGGCCUUUGUUUUCCCUUGCUACUGGUUGUUGGACCGGUUGUUGGCCUCCUGUGUAGCAACAUCACUAGAGAAGCGUAGACGCUCCCAAGAUCCCUGCUCUUUUUUGGCACUUGGGGUCCUGAUCUCUACACCACUCUACCUGGUGCUGUUACUGGCAUCCUUACCCUUUGCUUUUAUUGGCUUCCUCUUGUGGGCCCCACUGCAGACCAUCAGGAACCCCUACAUCUACUCUCACCAGAAACCAGACAAGCAUGGCGCCGAGCAGGGAACAUCGACUGGAACCGGGGCGGCACUUGCUGAGUGGCGUCUACAAGGUCGCAGCUUUUGCUUUGGCAGUGCCAAUGUUUGCCUGCUGCCGGACUCACUCGCACGCUUCAACAACCUUGCGGACACUCAACGCCGAGCUCGUGAAGUGGGCAAGCGGAUCCGUAAUGGUGCCAGCAGACCCCAGAUCAAGAUAUACAUUGACUCGCCCACCAAUACUUCAAUUAGUGCGGCAUCCUUCUGCAGUUUGGCCACCCAGGGCUUCCGCCGCACCUCAUCUUUGGACCAUCGUCCCGAGCCUGUAGUCACCACUGAGCCUGAGACUGAGGCCUUAACUGAGUGUCCCAUUCACCCCUCAGGAGGUACAAGCUCGGAUUGCCCCGUCCACAGCACUGGAGCCCAAAAUUCCUCAGAGUGCCCCCUCCACCCCAAUGAAGAAGAGCAUGUUCCUGAUUGUGCCGUCCACCAGUUUGCAGACCCACACUCCUCUGGUGAGUGUCCAGUACAUAGCAACAUCAUCCAGAACUCAGAGGACUGUCCUCUCCAUCCGGCUGGAGUGCAAAUCAGCAUCACCUCUCCUGAUUCUGAGCCGACUGAGGCUGAAAAAGAGAACCACCAGACCGGGGAUGGGGAUACGGGUAGCCUAGAAAGCCGUACGGCCUCACGGGAAUCCCUGGUUCGCUUCCACGCAGCCGAUGGAGGCAUCUCCCCCAACAAUACCCUUUCACAACACCGCACCUCAGUCUUUAAAAGGCCGAUUGGGCGCAAACGCCGUCAUGGAGACGACGGCUUUGACCAUGAGAUCUCUGCCUUCUUCCCUGCCAACCUGGACUUCCUUUGUCUGCAGGAAGUCUUCGAAAGGCGAGCUGCAGACAGGCUCAGGAGGCAGCUGCACCGCUAUUUUCCAUUUGUGCUGAGUGACGUGGGACGCUAUGGCUGGAAAGGCUGUUGCUCCCGCUUCAAGUUCUUGAACAGCGGGCUUCUUUUGGCCAGUCGCUACCCUAUUCUGGAUGCCCAUUAUGAGUGCUUCCCUAAUGGGCACAGCGAGGAUGCUCUGGCUGCUAAAGGAGUUCUUUUUGCCAAGGUGCAGGUGGGAAGCUCUGCUCAGGAUCAGCGGGUUGUUGGAUAUAUCGCUUGCACUCAUCUGCAUGCUAUUGAAGGUGGGUGUCUAUACACACACACAAAUAGAGCAGACAGAUUGAUAUGUCAUAUAUAGUCUUAUCUGAAACUAGUAUAUCAUAGAGACUUAAAUGGCCAGUUCACGCAAAAAUGUAAAUUCUGUCAUCACUUACUCACC